UGGGUCCCGAAAAUGUCUACGUCGGCGAUAAACUGCCACUGCAUUCCGACGAACAGGCAGAACUGCCGUACGUUGUCUGCGCUGAGUUCGGCAAUGAUCUGACAAAACGCACCGUGCUCAUUUAUGGGCAUGUUGAUGUGAAGCCAGUAGAUAAGAAUGAGAACUGGACUCACGAUCCAUUUGACCUGCAAGUGGUUGGCGAGUAUAUGUGGGCCAGGGGGGUUACGGAUGACAAAGGCCCCGUCGUCGGAUGGUUGAAUGCUAUUGAAGCAUACGUAAAAACCAAAAUUGAAAUACCUGUGAACCUCAGGGUCCUUAUUGAUGGCAGUGAAGAAACGGGUUCAGAACAUAUUCGUCGUAUUGACUACGUUGCUAUUUCCGACAACUACUGGCUCGGAAUGAACACGCCCUGCCUCACCUACGGCCUCCGAGGUGUCAUCUACUUUUACGUCUAUGUGGAAGGACCAAAAAGGCAUCUGCACUCUGGUGCACACGGUGGAGCGGUUCAAGAACCCCUUGAGGAUCUAGAUGCGCUCUUAGCCUCACUCGUCGACAAGGCUGGAAAAGUACUGGUGCCAAACUUGUAUGAUUCUGUUCGAAAACCCGAUGAGGAGGAGCUCAGGCGAUUUGCGAAACUGGAUUUCACUAUACCCACAUACGGAGGACAGAUUACGACCAACGCACUCUACGAGGCUUCCAAAGUGGAAAUGCUUCAAAGAAGAUGGUGUCUUCCAUGCAUAACAGUUCAUGGCAUUGAGGACUCAUUUGACAAAAUUGGAGCACUAACACUCAUUCCUAAAAAGGUUGGCCCUUAUGUUUAUUCAUCUCCAUUUUGA
Molecule: messenger RNA, 836 nt
Organism: Dibothriocephalus latus
Lineage: Eukaryota; Metazoa; Platyhelminthes; Cestoda; Diphyllobothriidea; Diphyllobothriidae
Source: the annotation of a GenBank genome assembly